UGCUGGCUGGGGAGACACACAUUUUCCCUGUAUUUCUGCCUGACUGCGGGCUCGGCUCCAGCAAACCACCCCCACCCCCCCCUCUUGAGCAUCUCACGCGUGUUUUUACUCCCCCCCCUCCAGCCUAUGUCUCUCUCUUUGGGGUUUGUUGGCCAGUCUGCUUCCCGUGCUGUUGCUGAUGCUGAUUCUGUAGCAGUGGAGGUUUCUGACACUACACUGCAACGCUGCAACUGCUCUGCCUCGCUUCCACUCUCUCUGCCGUUCACCUCACGCUGCUGGAUGAUCACUGAGUCUGCCAGCAAAAGAGGACAAGAGGGGAGAGGAACACAGAGGCUCUUCAUGUAACUGCUGCAUUCUUCCGUCUGUCUGUUCCUCUCUGCUUUUCUGGGCUGCCGGUGUGCAGUGCAGAGGGAACAACUGGGCAGGCAACAGAGCUCUGUGAAGGAAUCUAUCCUUCUAUUUUUGCGCUUCCUCCCUCUGUUCAUUCCUGGGACAGAGUGCAGAAGAGGGAGGGACUGGGAACAGGACUUCAGGCUGCCCUCAGCUGCACAGCUCCAGUGUCCAGAUAGACACAUGAAUGACACAGGCAUAUUUACAUAGAUUAGACACAGCUGGGGCUGACCACACUGGCAGAAAAGGGGAUAGAUUGACAAAGACACAUUCUAUUAAUACAGAGAGACCGGCAAGACCACAGACUGACAGACAGGGGGUGUCAUGGCGUCAGUGGACAGCACCACUUUGAGUGUCUCUGGUCGGCUGAGAUCUGGGGAUCUACUUCAUGCUGGUCUAGCAGUCAUCCUGCUGCUUGGUGUAUGGAGUGUUGGGGGACUUGAGGUAUCUACAGGCAAAGUGUCUAGCGUCGAAGCAAUGAAUGGCUCCACAGUUUUGCUGCCCUGUACCUACUCCUCCUGUAUCGGCAUCAAGGAUCUCCAUUUCAACUGGCACUUCGACGACAAUGGAACCAUGGACAAGUUAUGUGAAGGAGAUAUCCCCAUGGAGGGUGUGGAGCCCCGGGUCAGUGUUUUCCAUGAUCGUGUGGAGUUUGUUGGAUCCUCAAAGACCAACAACAUCUCCAUACUGCUGUGGAACAUCACCUUUGACGAUCAGGGAAAGUACAUCUGUUUUGCCAAAAACCCAAAAGAGAAAAAUCGCAACCACAGUGCUGUCUUCACUCUUAGAGUGGUGGACCAAAUGAGGGAGAUUGACAACACUCUGACAGUCCUCAUAGUCUCAGUGCUGGGUGGAGUCAUUGGCUUAACGAUCAUUAUCAUGGUGAUAAAGGCCUUGGUUGUUCGCUUCCUGCUGAAGGAUGAUGAGAAAAAUAAAGAGUGUUUGGUGAGCUCAGGGAAUGACAACACAGAAAAUGGACUUUCAGGAGCCAAAGCAGAAAACAAAGGGACACCAAAGGCCUGAGCAAAAUGUCAAGUAUGUCUGUAUGUCUGUAUAUAUGUUAGACAAACUUAAAUGCUCAGAGGAGAUGCUGUUAUCAGUGGACUGUUUUAUCUUACUAGUGGCUAAAUAAUACAACACGUUAAUGUCUCUUUAAAUUCAUGCUUGUUAUUUGGAGAAGUGUGCACAGGCCUGGAUUACUUCCUCACCUACACGACAGCCCAUUUGCUCCACAGCGUCUGUUGCAAAUUCCUCUCUAGAUUUUACUGAGUCUCCCACUUAUUCUACAGACUGAGAUAAAACAGUUUUUUUUCCCCGCAACAUUAUAUCCACGAGUGAACAAAGUUUAACCCUCACUCAGCACCAAUUCAUGUUCACAAAUAAGCCCAAACCUGAGGUGCAUUCAUACAUUUAAGCCAACAUCAUUUGGUCAUGAUCAAAUAAAAUGAAUUCCAAUAAAAAACUAAAUGAUUUACUGUACAUAUAAAACUAUUAAUACAUUUUAUAAAGCUAUAUUAAGCCAUAUUAAGUUAAGGCCAUACUGUAUAUUGUUUUUCUUGAGCUAUUUAAAAAUAUUUUCCCAUAGUUCUCCAUGGUUUUCCAUACUUUUUUGUCCUGAUCUACCUCCUGAGUGGAUAUGAUCAAAUCUGCACUUGAAUUGUACUGCUGGUUAAACCAAGGUGUAAUGCUAAAACUACACAUUUGACUUCAACUACUAUUCCGUUUCAAAGGUUUCAAAGUUUGAAACUUAAUUCAUGAACUCCAUCUGAGGCUGACAACUGGGCUUUCGUAGGUGAAUAAUGGAUCCAGGUCUGCACAGGUUUUAUUGUAUUGCUUUAGAUGAACCAACACAGGUGCCUGUUCUGCUUCAACUCCCUCUGCUGGUGAGAGGAUAAAAACACAGAAAAUGUAUAUAUAUAUAAAAAAAAAACUCAUCAAAGACAAUCCUAGUCUACCCAGCUCCCAAUAGAAAGGAAUGAACUAAAUCAUGCUGCUUCUAAUAACCAAUGCAUUUUUAGCAUGUGCGCAUUUUAUAUAACAGCAUAUAAAGUAUAUAUUGUCUUCUACCACAGUACAGAAACAUUCACUUGUCUCUGUAUGUUCCCAUUCAACCCUUCACAUCAAACUCAACUGAAUGAAAACCCUGUAAAACACAGAUAAGCGCCUCCAACCACUGCUACAAAUGUUCUUACCAAGGUCAGGUAUAUGAAAUGUCCCUCUUUCGCAUUUGUAAAGAACUCUGCAGUUUGUCUAAAUUUAAAUUUUACAAUGCAACCCAUGGAGUGAUACACUGGAAGUGGGAAGAGCAGGUCCACGAACACGGCCUCUGUAAUACUCGCCGCACCAUGUUGGGACAGAUCACUACAAAAAGAAUGUAAUGACUCUGUCAGGGAAUGCAUCUUAUAUUUUGUCCAAAUAAAAAAGUACAUAUAUAUAUAUUUUAUUUCAUUACAAAAUAAUAUCAAAUGUCUUAAUGUUAUUAUAAGAUGACUGAAUGAAUAGUCCAGUAGGCCAGAUCUGUGCUACUCUACAUCUCUACACUCAAUUCAAUUGAAUUGAUUUGUGAUUUGUACUUAGAACCACGCACUACAUGAGUAUUCAAGAGUUUGGAGGAAGCUCAGAGUUGAACAUAUGACACAUGCGUAUACACACAUAAAUUUAAACUCUGGAACAUGCUGAAAUUAUACAACUCGCAUAAUUGAAGAAGAAGUGACCCCAUUUUGUUUAAGAAACUAAAAAAAUAGAGUCAACAAAGUCUUUAUAAUAUCUAAUAUAAAUAUUCUAAUCCUAAGGGAAGUCAACAUGGACAAAUAAUAAUUUGCCAACUGGUAACUAGAACCUCUUCAUGACUCUCGGUGCGAGAGGUCACUUCUGUGGAGCUGGCGGGCGUAACCUGUUACACCCACAUGCACAGCCUGCAUAGCCAUGACAGCUGAAUGCUACACACAGACAUCGGCACACACGUAUGCCGACAUACUUCGAGCCACUUUGAUACCGGAGUGUAGUCCACUGGCCUUGCAUUGCAAACAAUACAGCACUUUACCACUGUUCAGAGUGGCUGCACAAAACGGGGGAAAUAAAGUACGAGGAAAAUCUCCACAGUCCACCUGGUUAUUCCUCUUAGCCGAAACCAACAUUUUGUUUGUCAUGUUGAACUGACGACGACAUUGUGUCACAAUGGUUAUGGCAUUGACUGACGGCGCGUUGUCUUAUUGGAAACAGAGCUCUAUGGCAAGAUUGUAUCUUAUUUUUCUACUUGUUCACUUAUGUUCGCUUGCUGCUCUCUAAUACUGGAGUGCAUUUCCCUUCUUGCUUUCAAUGGAAGCAAUAAGACAGACAUCAGAUUAUGCAAUAAACUGUUUUCAAGGCACUUUAUAGUAGAUGUGUCUGGACAUGUGAUAGCAACUCCUGUCUGUCCAAGGUACUGUUCAUGUGUCGCUACACCGUAUCUAAUGUAUCUCAGCUGGACUAAUGCAUUGACAUUAGGUUCAUGUAUCUACAUUAGAAGGAUUUAACUGCAUUGGAUCAAUGAUUAUUAGAUCCCUUUUACACAUAGUUUAAAAAUCCCUGCAUAGAUGGAGUGUAUAAGAAGUGCUAGAACUCAAAGUGACAUUAUAAAAACCUCAUCUCCUUUUUCUUCAUUUAGGAAAGCUAUAUACAUUUCUGAUUGCGUCAUACUAUAAACAGAGAUGCAAAAUCUAGUGGAACAAAAGCCACAAAAAAAUCACCUACAAAAUGCCAUGCAAAAAUACUCUGUCACUGGUGUUUAUUCAUUUAACAGUAACCAGUGCUGCAGCUUUUGGGAACAUUAUCAGAUUCCCAAAAGGUGGGGUUUGCCAUUGCUGGAAAGAUACUUGGAUUCACUAUAAUACAGGCUCAACAUAAUGUGUCUCUAACUUCCUCCUGAUUUGGUUUACAACAUAUUUGGAAUUAGGACAAACAUUUGCGAUCUGUAUCGUCUGCAAUUUAAGUGUUCACCAUUUCUCCAUUGGGAAUUUAUUGCUGGGUGUAAAUGGGAUCAGGUCUGAUGUAUGUGGAACUGAAGUAGUGAUUGAUUUGUGACGUACUGUAAGUACUUCAGGAAUCUGCACUGACUGUACAAAGUUUCCUUGUUGUGUUGCAAAACUGAAUGUUAUGGUUGUAAGGAUGCACCACACACACACACACACACACACACACACACACACACACACACACACACAUUUUACACAUCUCUCUGUUAAGAGAGGAUAGAGUCUUCCUGAGGGAAACACCACUGUGGUUGAUCUAUCUGUUGGUGUACUGUUACUUACUCUUCCAUACCUUUAACUUAUAGCAUAACAUUUCGGUGGUUUCAUGUAGGGAUUGUGAUGCAUAUUGUGUAUAUUUGUGGCCACUGUUCCAAUUGUGCCCCCCCCCUUUUUCUUUCCUGUGAUCUCUAACUUGAGUUCUAUGUUCUCUAGAGUGAGGCCUGUUAAUCUGCCUUUCAGUUUGUGAAUACCGUCUGUUAUUGCUGACUUGCUCUGUCAAUAUGGAUUUUUAUUAUUAUUGCAAUAUAGACACAGGCUUGUGUCAAACAGGAGAGGUAUAACUAGCUGUGGAAGGCCAGCCUUCGUGCAAUUUUCACUUGGUAUUAAACCGCCAGCGAUAAUGGCUUCCUCCAUGAAGUGCAUAUCCUAAACCCUUGUAUGAGUUGAUGUCAGCAAGCUGCUUGCAGGGUUUGCUGCAGUACAGACUCUGCCGGUACAGUGUAACAUGAUCCUCUGCAGUGGUGCAACACAUUAGAGUCAAUACAACACUAUUGCCACCUAGUGGUAGAGGCCUAACACAUCUAGGCUUGUCAAGCAGAAGCUGAUGUGACCCACGAUGAGAUUAUUACUUUUCAUUCAGAUUGUGAGGGUUGCACAUUGAAAAAUAGUGUCACUAAUAACUAAGGCUGUAACUAUAUAAUUUGGUUAUAAUUAGUCUUGAAAAUAUUGCUACUCGUGUUACAUAGUGCUACUAGUUAGUUUGUUACUACUCAUAUGUAGUCCCUGCUUUAUCUAUAGGGGAGUAAGGGGUGACACAUACUUUACAAGUUUACAUAAAAUGCAUUAGAGAAAAUUUAACAAUUUGGCCCCAACUGGCAUCUAUAGUGAGCUUUGAAUAGGUGCAUAUAUUCAUUCCUAGUGUCACAUUCUUCACUUAAAUAACAAAGUGUUUGGAGUUCUGACUGACCACUACGGUUCUUUUAGAGUUGAUAUUGCUCUUACUGCCAGAGCGGCUGAAACUCAUACUGCCAGUCCAAGAGUCUCAUGUCUGCUGUUUUUACAACACUGUUACAAUGACUCACAACUCACUUUGUACACCACAGACGAAUAUUCCGUUACAGUCUUCCACUGUACCGACGACUAAAAAUGUGUAUGAUAUCAAACGAUAUCACUGUGUUUCUGGCGGCUGAAACUCACACUGCCAUGUCAAGAGUCUGACUUCUGCCCUUUGCUUCCCACAUUCCACACGGAUCAAAAGAUUAAACCACUGUUGUAAUGUUUGUCUAGCAAAAAAAAGGUACAUUUUACUACAGUCCUGAGGCAAAGAGAUAAUUAAUAUGCUAUGUUUCCAUAGCAAACAACAGACAAUAAAUGAUUGCCAAACUAUGAUGCAUGUUGUGUGUCAGUAUCAAAUCACUUGCCCAAAAAUCUGCCUUUAUAUAAUCCUGACCCCAUAUACCAAGGCUCGCUAUAGAGAUUUCAAAUACAAGCACAGGCUGACACUUACCUUUCCACAUUUUUCUCAUAGCAGUCCUGUAUUUUGAACAAUUUUCACAGUAUUUUAUAUCCAGUAGCUGAAACACAUUUUUAUCUACACUUCAUCUUAAGCUCUCUAACUCCACUGACAAAAUAAUAAUAAUAACACUUUAUAGUCAAUCUCAACCUUACAGCAAAUCUCCAGUCUUGCUUCUAAAUUAAAACACAUUAACAGACACACACACACACACACAAGAAAAAAAAAUCUGCAACCCAGUUUUUCCUGGGUCAAUAUUUCUCUGAAUGUUCAGCUGUUUGUCUGUGUUUGUGACCAUGUUGCUCAUGCUCCCUUCAUGACUAUGCACCUCAACCUUUUGACUUGUUAAAAAAGAAUACAUACUGAAAAUAAAAAGCUGAUUGAAAUCCCCA
Solea senegalensis (Senegalese sole) is the source of this 6524-nucleotide messenger RNA. RefSeq names its product sodium channel subunit beta-4-like. The record is from RefSeq and is a predicted model, not a curated record. Gene Ontology annotation, cellular component: membrane; voltage-gated sodium channel complex. Bases 715 to 1413 code for a protein of 232 amino acids. Lineage: Eukaryota; Metazoa; Chordata; Actinopteri; Pleuronectiformes; Soleidae. Gene Ontology annotation, biological process: regulation of ventricular cardiac muscle cell membrane repolarization; regulation of sodium ion transmembrane transporter activity; cardiac muscle cell action potential involved in contraction. The transcript has 5 exons. Gene Ontology annotation, molecular function: sodium channel regulator activity; transmembrane transporter binding.